GAAACAUUGAGGUUAAGCGCGUGGCAGUGACAGGAGACUUUUAAUAGGAAAAGAUCGAUUCAGCGCCAUCCACUUCAUUCCACUCUGUCGUUACGUAAUCGGGUGUUUUACCACCCUGACGCAUCGUGUUGCUGUUAAUAAUGUCAGAGGUGUCACAUAUUUUACCCACGCAGCUUCAUUUCAUAAAGUAAAGUGGGUGAUUAGAUGAAUCUGCAAAAACGUAAUAGCAGUUUAAAGCGCAGAAGUUUCUGCUUCUCAUGGGCGUCGGUGGCCGCUGCGCUUCUUCCAGGAAGUGUCAAACUUUUUAAAGGCGUGAUCCGCUUGAGUUGCGUUGUAACAACAACAACAAAACUAAUCUGCGGUGUUAAUCUGCGAUGUUUGUUUGGCCCUCUGUCCUUCGGCUGUAAGAUCAUACAAUUAGAGCCCCUGUACACGGACGGAUCAAUACGUUUUCCAUUAAGAGGCCGCAUUAACAGAGCGUUUGGUUUUUCUCUCCCAGUGGCCGGACUGAGUGGUCAGCUGCCGGAGGGAGGAAGCUCUGGCGCGUGAACUUUGUGCUGUAUGAAGGUUUACCUGUGUGUUUUACCUCAGCUUGUUUUGGUAAUAAUCACAAAGGCUGUAAAAUGAGGUUGUCUAUAUAAAAUUGCCAGAAUGGAAAGUGUUUCCAGCAUGUUUGAAAUCAGUACAUUUCAUAAACCGGUAUAUAACCAAAGGUGGAAGAAGCAUUCAGAUCAUUUUCUUAAGUAAAAGCACCAAAACCACAGUGUUAAAAUACUACAAAACUAAGUCCUAACGUACACAGAAAGCACCAGCAAAAAGAAGCUAUUUAAAGUAUAAAAAGUACUGCUAAAAUAUGCCCUAGCUCUGACUGAUAUACUAUUAUACAGUAUAAUCCAUCAUUGUUAAUUGAUGCAUCACUGUGCAGCAGUUUACUGCAGAUGGUUGAGGUGGAGCCACUUUAACUACUCAUCAUAGCUAAAGAAAAAAGUUUUGAUACACAAUUUGUAUUCUUCAGUUUGUAUUUUUGUUAGUUUUUUUUUUCACUUUUUUAAGUUUUCUAUAAUCUUUACCUUUCUUUAAUGAAAUGGGCUACUUGAUAAUCUCCUUGAGAAAUGAUUUAAAUGAACCAAUCGGAGAAGUUUAGAGGAGACAUCUGUUUUUUGUGUGACUGCUAACAGCUAGAAGAUGUUUCAGAUCAAGGAGUCCAACAACACAUUGCUUGAUUGUAAAGGGUCACAAGCCAAAUGGUUGUGAAUCACUAUUUUAAUCUUUAUCAUGGAUUAACAUACAUAUUUUAAUGUAAAAUCUCCAUCUGUAAUGUGCCACCUAACUAAAGCUGUUGAAAGUUGCAUAAAAUGAGAAUACUCCUGUAAAGUGCCUCAAAAUACAGUUGUUUGGUAAAUGCAUGUAGUUACUUUCCACCCGCUGUGUAUUACUGAAUAUAGUGGCAUUUUGAGUGAAGAGCUGACCUGCUGUGCUUGUCAACAGUCUGAUAUUCAUACCUCUGUUACAUGAGCUUCAGCAACUGUUUGCCUCUGAAAAUGUGAUUUCUUUAAGCACUUUUAUGUUUGAAGUGACUGUGCAAAGGCGCUUUACAUGCACUCAGACUGCAGUUACACAACCCCUGGGACAGUGAGAGAGAGAAAUGGAGUGAGAAGAUCAGUGGAAAACAGGAAUCACAGUUUUAGCUCGGUCAAAUCAAAUAAGAGCCAGUAACUGUAAAUGCUCCAACAUCCUGCUGGAAUUUCCUGUACUUUGUUGUUUUUGUUCUCAAAUAUUACUGGGGAAUUAUGCAAAUAUUACACAUUUUAUUUCACAAUUAUGGCAGUUUUAGACCUUUGUGGUUGAUAUUCAAAGAAUGCUCAUUUAAAGGAAUAGUUCAACAUUAUGGGUAGCAUGCUUUCUCUGCUUUUUUGCUGAGAGUCGCUAAAUGUGAAGCUACAGCCAGCGGCUGAUUAGCUUAGUUUAGCAUAAAGACUGGAAACAGGGGGAAACUGUUAGCUUGGCAAAGAUAAAGCUCACUGUUUAACAUGUUGGAUCUUGUUUGUUUAAUCAGGACAAAACUGAAAAAUAUGUCCCCAGUCAAACAAUGAUUGUUUUUACUUGUUGGUUUUUGCACAGAUUAAAAAAACUAGAUAAAAUAUGUUAAAUACUGAGCUUUAGAAGGAUUGCCGGCAGGUUUUGUUACCUUUGGACAGAGCUAGGCUAACUGCUAAGCUAACUGGCCACUGGCUGUAGUGUGUAUUCACUGUACAGGCAUAAAAGUGAUAUGUAUGUAAGUGUAGAAAGUGUGGAAGCACAUUUCCCAAAAUGUCAAACUAUUCCUUUAAUUUUGAGACAUAAUACAGUAUACAUGUUUGGUCUGGUCUGUAUAUCCAUGUUGGAAUUUAAUCACAGUCUAGAGAUUCAUCUUGUCGGUGGACGCCUGUGGAGGUGUGCAAUGCAUCAGACUCAGAAAUGGGUGCUAUAUAUUCUCACUGCAAUCUUCCGUAGUCUGGCUAGAUACUGUAACCCCCCCCCAGGGCCGGAGCAGACCUCAGCAGAGACAGACGAACAAGCUGACAGAUUAUUUUCCAUUGUCUUGUUGCCGUGGUUACUUGCUGAGUUCUACUGGAAAACGCACCCUUGCCCAGCAAGUUUAACCUCUUUCACUUAAUCACUUCCCACGCCUGCUGCCUCAAUAUUGACUAGGCUGGCUGAGGGAGAGAGAUCACUGCUGCUUCUCCUCCAGACCAUGUUUAAAAAGUGAACAUUAAGGCCACAACUCUAAUUAAAACAUGUGACCACAGGUUCGUUACCAAGGGAUGCAACAUAAACUAUGAGUGUGGGACUGAGUUUGUGAAGUCAGUGAAUAUUUGCACCUUCACUUUGGACCAAAAUGUGUUUUCCACCCAAAAUUACACAUUUGCAGUUUUACAUCAGGACAUGUCUGAACAUGCCCAUGAAAUCAUCUGCUCCUACUCUCAGCUAUUUCUCUGUUCCUGGCCUUUGGGAGGAGUUGUUUGUAUUAGAUUAAGAUUUUCCAAGUCCAAGUGGACUUCUUGUUUUUAAGGUGAGGAAGUGCAAGACAGGAAGCAUCAUUAAAUAAACUCUUUAACCUUUUGUGUACAGUGUAACUACACUUUACAGAAAUAAUUGACUUUCCAUGUGAAAAUGAAACACAUGCAUUUACAGACAGAAUAACAACAAUACUGUUUUAUAUUAACAACCCCAACUCAAGGUCUUCACUUUCAAUCUGUCUUCAUCAGCAGAUGGCGUUUGCUCACUUGUCAUGGAAAUGGAUUUGUUCAUUUGACAUGUUGUGCUCAGUAGCUGUUAUGACUUCACCCACAGCACUUAAAGGACAUCUCAUUUGGUUUUUGCUGCGUGGUAAGAGGAGCAAGAGAGCAGGCCACAGUCCAACAACACUGCAGCAGAAGUAAUCAGUCUAAGCAAACAUGGAAAACCAGCUGCAGAGGCUUGUGGCAGAGAAGAAGGAUAUGGUGGAGACUGUGAUGGAAGUGUUUGAACAGGGAGCUGAGGUAGUGGCCAGUAUCGCUGGUGACCUCUUCCCUGUUUUCUCCAUCGCUGCUCCCAUUGUUAAACUGGCUCUGGACAACGUGGAGAGCAGAGAGGCCGAAUUCAUGAGGCAGCAGUUUCAGAAGGUACGGGAGCGUCUGGAGGUGAUGUCAGAGGAGAUUCAGCGGAUCAAUGACGAGAUAAAGAAGAGUGGAGCGGAUGCUGCGUAUUUCUCAGUGGAGGAGAACAUCACUAACCAGUUCAGGAAGUACAUGGAUAUUCUUAACGCCAAACCCAAGUUCAGGGAAGUCAAGAAGAAGCUUUUCCUGGAGCAUUUUGCCAAGACAGGUGGUGACAUAAACCUUAACACCCUCUACAACGCUGUGACGGGAGACAACUUCUCCGGGGAAUCUGUGCUGGAGAUCACACUGAACUAUGAGGAGAAAAGUCGCCGGCCGAUGGAGGACUUCUGCGCCAGGCUGAAGAAGCUUUUCUGCAUCGGACUCAUUGCACUGUUGGGCCACGCCGCCCUCAAGGGAUACGACGAGGAGGACACGCUUCUGAAAGACUGGGGUGAGAAGAUGAAGCGUGUCCAGGAAAAAAUGAACGUUGUGAUUGAAGACUGCAUCGUCAGCUUCCCCAAGCAGGCCGAGCUGGAUUCCCGUCGACUGGUGAGAGACCAGUCAAACCUAACCAGCCAGCAGUUAGCCGAUGCUAUCAUAGAGAAACUAAAGAAGAAGUAUGACUGGGUGGGCUGGUCCGUGCGUAUAUUCAGGUCCCCGUCAGGCCUGUUCGCCAACAAGAGGGAUUACCACUGCUCCACAGGGAAGAGCCGCUUCCAGGUCCCUUCAUCGGAUGAGAAACUUAACAUCUGGGUGUCCUACAGCUCCUCGGCUGAGCCUGUGGAUAGGAGUCAAAUCCAGCAGCUGAUCCAGAGUCAGAAGAGGGUCACGGUGGUGGGUGUAGCAGAGUUCCUGUUUGAGAAGUUGCCCGGCGCCUGCAUGGUCCACACGGUCAAAACCAGCAAAGACCUGGCCUGUUCCUGGAGCUUCACUGACGAGCUCCACUACUGGGACAAGCACAAUAACAUCUAUGUCUGUGUUCACUCCGCCUGAAAGGUUUAGAUGUUCAAAAAAAACCUCUCAGAAGUCACUCAAGUCUUUAUUUGGAUACUUCAUGUUUGCACAGAUAAUCUCAAGAGUCUAUUGCUGCCUCCUGCUUGACCACAGCGGUAAAAUAUUACCCAGUAUAUGCCUUAAUUACAUCUCUGUCUUUUAUAAGCAAAUUAUUCUCUUUUUCUAAGAACGUUUACUGUUAGUUUCUUACAUGAGGUUCAACCCCCAGAAACAUAAACUAGAGUAUUGACCUUUCUGAUCUCACGCAGCUGUGCUUUGCUUAUUUCACAACACAGACACCUCUUGGUUUAGCCUGUCUCAUAUUCAAGUGUCUCUUAUGAAAAGUGAUGGAUUUUGAAAUUAAACAACAUCUAAGUGGACAGUUUCUGAGGAACUCUGUCACAAGCUCUAGGGCUGUAUUUUUUGUUACAGGACGUGCUGGGAAAUUUGUAGAUUUAUCCAGCUGUCAUAAAGAGAUUAUGUUUUGCUGGUAGUGAUAAGCAGUGACCUCGCCCUGUUGAAGAUGUAUAAACCAAAAGCAGAGAGAAAAUGGCUCCAGACGUUCACAGAGACUGUAAGAGAGGCCUUCAAGCUUUCUUUUUGAUUCCACGUUUUGUACUGACAAAAUAAUAAAACCUUGUUACUGGCUGCUGUACAGCACGAACAAAGCUCAAGAAAAGCAGAGGAGACAAGGCCUCAAACAACAUUUGCUGUUCUGGACUGGCACCCAUGAAACUUUAUUUACACACCCUGCCAUGAACAAGUGAAGUGAGGGCAACACUUGGUUUGCAUGCAGAUGCCUUGCAUAGCUCUUCUUGUGUCACAUCUUUACUUAUGUCAUGGUGCAGCACAAACUGGAAACUUCAUUUACCUUAUACUUUUAUAGAGGAUUUACUUUUAUAAAGGAAUAAAAACUUAGUUGGAUUUGGGGACAUUUUGGGGGUUUGAGGUAUUUUAAGAGAAUCUAAAUUGUACAAUCUGACCAUGACACUAUGUUGUGAGAACAAAAAUGUGCCAGGAGACACUGCAGAAAUAUUCUUUACACCUGAUACACACUGACUUGUUCUGAUUGUUUUACAUAUUUUGUUGUUGUUGUUGUUGUUAUGCACCUCUGUAAUUUGUGAUUCUCUUUUGUUUUUGUUAUCUUUAUAAGUUUAGUACAAUUAUUUGAUCAUUUUAUUACUAUCUGACCAAAACUUGCCCCAUAUUUACUCAUUUUUGAUAGAUAAUGUCCAUGUUACACCUCUGAUUUGUAUUAUUUCCAUACAGUGUGUUUGGGUUGUCGGCGUCUUACAUUCAAAAUCCCGUUGCUGCACCAAAGCAAUGAAUGUAAUAAAUCUUCCAAAUAAACUCAGUGAUAAAUGA
This is a messenger RNA of Seriola aureovittata, 5978 nucleotides long. RefSeq names its product protein rapunzel-like. The record is from RefSeq and is a predicted model, not a curated record. Lineage: Eukaryota; Metazoa; Chordata; Actinopteri; Carangiformes; Carangidae. Bases 3438 to 4613 code for a protein of 391 amino acids. The transcript has 3 exons.